Leguminivora glycinivorella is the source of this 1647-nucleotide messenger RNA. RefSeq names its product caspase-7-like. Gene Ontology annotation, biological process: proteolysis. The coding region runs from base 150 to 1127 and encodes 325 amino acids. Lineage: Eukaryota; Metazoa; Arthropoda; Insecta; Lepidoptera; Tortricidae. The transcript has 7 exons. Gene Ontology annotation, molecular function: cysteine-type endopeptidase activity. The record is from RefSeq and is a predicted model, not a curated record.
CCAAAUCAAAUGAAAACUUGCUGAAAGUGUAGAAGAAACUACUGCACGAGUGCCUUGAAUACUGUUGUUUGCUUUUCUGGCCUAAUCAUUUUAGUGCAGAAGUGUGAUUAACCUACCAUAUUGUAAAGAUUGUGGCUGAAAACCAGACCAUGGCUUCUCCAACCCAACUGAGGCUGGCAGUCCCUGGAAAUCUAAAAGUCAUCCCCAGCAGUGUGUUCAUGAAGGAUAAUGGAAGAGAAAUUAAGUUAUACUACAGUCGCGGCCUGCAGCGUGGUGCUUUGGUUAUUUUCAGCUUCUCAGAGUUCACAACGGGGGAGGAACGCAGGGAAAUUGAUUCUGACAUUUCAAUGUUAAAGGAUCUGUUCAAACAAAUUGGUUUUAGCUAUAUCCUACAUUGUGAAAAUCACUCUAAAGAGGAAACAAUGGAUAUUCUGAAGAAGCUUAGGCUAGAAGGGUAUGACUGUGUAUUCUUCGUGGUCUCCUCACACGGAUAUGGCAGGGAUGGCAUGUGGGACACUGAGAUUCGCUGCACAAAUGGUGGCCUAAUUUCCACACAUGAGAUAGUCAAUCUUUUCAUUGGAGAAAACUACCCAGAGCUAAUAGAAAUCCCUAAAGUGUUCAUCUUUCAGAUGUGUCGAGGUAAAAAGCUGCUGCCGAACCUGCAAGGUGCUCUAACAGAUAUUUCGAAUUGUACUCAACGAGUAAACCGCCAAAAUAGCAUCCGCGGCAGUAGCUACUCGGACAUACUCAUCGCGUACUCAACAUUGCCAGGGUUCGUGUCCCCCCUCCACCGCGGUAACAGCAAACUGUCCUGGUUCAUACAGGCGUUAUGCUCCGUCUUCGCUGCGCACGCGCACAACCACCACGUCAUCGACCUCUUCCGGCUGGUCGUCGACGCGAUGAAGCAGCUCUGCCCCGCUGCGGUGCCCACGCUGGAAAUAGUGGACUUCAAGAAGGACCUUUACCUGCACCCUGGCUUGGCUGAAGACGAGUUUGGCAAUAUUUACAGACUACCAACGCUGUACCAAGAACUCGUCUUGACCUUCGGAAGAGACUUCAGGUGGUACACACUUGUGUGCACGGUUCUACGCCUGUACAAAUUGUAUCUGCUCCACGGUCGUGAAUGAAAUCACUAAUCGACCAAAGACUGUCCUAACAAAGACUGCCAAAUACUUACACAUACAUUAAAAAGUGGCAACACUGGUGUCGUCCCUUUCAAAUCAAUUUGUAUACACAUUUGUUCACAUUGUAUGGUCGCAACUAGGGGCCGAUUUUUGAAUCUCACGGCGUUCGAAUUCAGAAAAUUGUCACUGAAAAUAGUAGGCAAUUCACCGUUUUCAACCGGUAUUUUAGUGACAGUGAGACUCAAAAAUCGGCCCCCUGGCUUAAAACGAAAAAUGUCCUGGGCACCAGGUAGGUUAGGUUCGUUAGGUGUCUUCAGACUUCACAGAAUAGUGAUAUCGCGUAAAAGUUAAGAUAAACGGAAAAAAUAUUGUGGAUACUGCGUUUUUGACCAGUUGCUACUAACAAUAACCCUGUUGAGGACGAUUUUAAAAUGUUGCCACUUUAAAUUUAUAGGUACAAUUUAUUUUUGGACUGUAUAGUAUGAAUUUUCUGAGAUGCACUUUUCGGUUUUGCCCUAAUCUG